Molecule: messenger RNA, 986 nt
Organism: Alosa sapidissima (American shad)
Lineage: Eukaryota; Metazoa; Chordata; Actinopteri; Clupeiformes; Clupeidae
Product: peroxiredoxin-6-like
Exons: 5
Coding region: 34-705 (223 amino acids)
Biological process (GO): cellular oxidant detoxification; cell redox homeostasis
Cellular component (GO): cytosol; mitochondrion
Molecular function (GO): peroxiredoxin activity
Source: RefSeq, a predicted model, not a curated record
AGAAGCACAACAUAUAUUUACCAAGCUACUGGGAUGCCUGGCAUACUACUAGGGGACAUAUUUCCUAAUUUCGAGGCCGAAACUACAAUUGGCACUAUAAAUUUACACGACUUUCUGGGAGAUCGAUGGGGAAUCCUAUUCUCGCACCCUCGGGAUUACACUCCAGUGUGUACUACAGAGCUUGGUCGUGCUGCCAAACUGAAUGAAGAAUUUAAAAAACGGGGUGUCAAAAUGAUUGCUUUGUCUGUCGACUGCGUGGAGGACCACCGUGAGUGGAUAAAGGACAUCAUAGCUUACAAUGAUGAGGAACCUGGGUACACAUUACCUUACCCCAUCAUCGCAGACCCCAAUCGGCACCUGGCCUCGGCUCUAGGUAUGCUGGACCCAGAUAUGAAAGACCAAGAAGGCAUGCCGGUCACUGCCCGAUGUGUGUUCAUCAUUGGUCCUGACAAGAAGCUGAAGCUCUCCAUCCUAUAUCCAGCCACAACUGGCCGCAACUUUGAUGAGAUCCUUAGAGUCAUCGAUUCCCUACAGCUGACAGCUACGAAACGGGUCGCCACACCAGUAGACUGGAAGCCUGGUGAUCAUGUCAUGGUUCCACCCAACAUUUCUGAAGAGGAGGCAAAAGAUCUUUUCCCGGCUGGUGUGUGCACAAGACAACUUCCUUCAGGGAAAAACUAUUUGCGGUACACACCACAGCCUUGACAAAAACUCCUGGGAGAGCACACCCGAUUUCAAGACCUACAGAACGAAAGGACAUGUCGCAGAUGCUGAAUGUAGAGAUGACACAAGCACAGCAGAGCCCAGCCACACAAACUACACUUGUUGGAGAAUUGGAAUUAAUGAGGCCUUUCAGUAAUGUCUCCUUUCUCAUUAAGUCUGGCUGCUUGUCUAUGCUAGAGAUGUUGAGAAGGAGAAACAGUCUUUAACAUAUUGUGCUUUUCCAAGUUAUCUGGUCUUCAAAUAAACACAUUUAUGAAACGUUA